Messenger RNA from Scatophagus argus, 2305 nucleotides. It is a transcript of the gene sypl1, whose product is annotated as synaptophysin-like 1. NCBI's taxonomy places the organism in Eukaryota, Metazoa, Chordata, Actinopteri, Scatophagidae. The coding region runs from base 359 to 1078 and encodes 239 amino acids. The transcript has 6 exons. Gene Ontology annotation, cellular component: synaptic vesicle; synaptic vesicle membrane. The record is from RefSeq and is a predicted model, not a curated record.
GUUCUUUGGUAAUUUGCAUCCUCUUCCUGUAACUGAACGCACAUGACGCUUUCCCAUCAAAGGCGACGCGUAAUUUGGCACACUUCACGCUCCUCAUCCGCUACAUCGCCUGCGCAUUUUGCGCCUCACCAAGCGGAGCGCUAGAAACCCGUUUUUUUUUUUCAAUAUACACUGCAAAAAAUGUCCACCUUAUCAAGUGAUUUUUCAGUUGACAGUUGCUUCUGAACGCCAGCGAAACGCGUAAAACUGUAUUAUUUGUAAGAAGAGCGAUCCGACCGCCGUGGCAGGACGUAGAUUCAGUCGCUUUAGAGCAGAUUUGGAACAACUGGGUAAAGGAUUUUGGAUCAGAAGCACAAUCAUGAUGACCGGAUUUCGGCUGAAUUUGUCACCGCUGAAGGAGCCUCUGGGCUUCGUCAAACUGGUGGAGUGGCUCACAGCCAUAUUUGCUUUUGGAAGCUGUGGUGGAUUUUCGGGGAGGAACAUCAUAUCUAUCUUCUGUGGCGAUGGCAGGAAUGAGACUCUCAACGCCAACUUUCACUACCCAUUUAGGUUAAGCCAGGUCCCGCUUGUUGAGGGAAACACCACUAUCUGUAACCACUCUGUCACGACGACACACAUGGUGGGAGACUCAGCCUCCUCGGCGGAGUUCUUCGUGGGCAUCGCAAUCGUCUGCUUUCUGUACUGCAUGGUGGCUCUGUUGGUGUAUUUAGGCUACAUGCACGUCUACAAGGACUCAGACUUUGGACCCAUUUUUGACUUUGUGGUCACAGCAAUCCUGGUCUUCCUGUGGCUGGUGUGUUCAUCCGCCUGGGCAAAGGGCCUGCAGAAUGUGAAGGAUGCCACAGACACUGAAGGCAUCAGCGCCACGCUGGCACUUUGCAAGGGGAGCAACAUCACCUGUGAGGUCACAGAGUUCGCCAACAUGCGGAGCCUCAACAUCUCUGUGGUGUUUGGCUACCUCAACAUGUUUGUGUGGGCGGGCAAUGCCUGGUUUGUGUACAAGGAGACGCGCUGGCACUCCCAGAAAUUUUCCUCUCAACCCGGGCCUGGAAGGCAACAGGUCCCUGCACCCAUCUAACGUUCAGUACGAUAGAAACUGAUCUAAACACAAACACACAGUCACACUCGGAAACACAGAAAUUCACAUGUACACACCACACAUAGAAGGCACAAUUUUAGCACAUAUGCUCACUGUAUGACCACAUGCACACAUUAAAUAAUGUUCUGUGAAGAUUAUGAGGACAGACAAAAUGUAGGAUUAAAUGACAGAUAGUCAAUUUAAAAAACUGAUGGAGUAAAUCAGAUUUGGACCUUAUGAAUGCAGCAGCAGCUGCGUAGGUCGUACACAGAGCCAAACUGGCACUUCUUUAACCCAAAAUGAAUUAAUGUGGUAUCAUGCCUCGCACAUUCAUGCUUGAACCGAGAACAGAUCUAACAGGAAUUCAGGAAAGAUUUUGUCUGAAGGUCCAAGAAACAUUGCAACAGUAGGAGGUGAGGGUGAGGAGAGAGUUUCAUUUGUAGAUUAGCCUUUGUUUUGUUCUGUUUUUAUUAUUGUUAUUAUUAUUAUUUUUACCUGUUUCAUAUACUACGGCGAGACCAAUGCAAGUAGUAUGUCAGCUCCCUUAAAACAUGUCUUCUUUUUUCUGCUUAAUUGUAUGCUGGUGAAUGUAAGGUACUUUGAAUGCAUCUCUUUGUCAGUGACAUAAAACCAACCACAAGAUUUAUGUUAUUUUUUUAACAGCGGCAGCAAUAGGUAUAAUGUGAUGAAGGGUUAGAGUUAGUCUAUACCAUUUUACAAAAUCUCAGAGUUCGCAUUUACUGUGAUUUAUUGACUUGUAAUACACGGAAUAAAUUUUGCAUUGCUCAUCAAAUAGAUAUGUUCAUAUUUGCGUAAUUUUACACUCAGAACACCUCAUGCAACUAUUUUUUCAUUCAUUCUCCUGUUCAUUGGCUAUCUCACAGUUGGCCCGUUUGCCCUCUAGUGGUAGCUCGUGGGUAUUGCCAUGUCAAGACAAAACUAAAUUAUAAUUAUUAAUUACCAGAACUAACAUGGACUAUGUACAUUCAGUCUGUGGUGUUUUCGUUACGUAUGGUGCUUAAUAUGCUGUCCUUUGAAGCACUGUGAGUGUAGAUCCCAAAAGAAUACUUGACUGACAGUUGGCUACUUAAUUUGUUCAGGAAGACCUGGUUGCAUAGCCAAAGUUUGAAGUCUUUCUCUGUUUGUCUGUGUACGAAGGCUUUGAUUGAUAUCGUCUCUAUUAAGGUACCAGCUGAAAUCCUUCCAUGACUGUGUAAUUUUUUUUUU